Molecule: messenger RNA, 2374 nt
Organism: Aplosporella prunicola CBS 121167
Lineage: Eukaryota; Fungi; Ascomycota; Dothideomycetes; Botryosphaeriales; Aplosporellaceae
Exons: 4
Coding region: 189-2216 (675 amino acids)
Source: RefSeq, a predicted model, not a curated record
CUGAUAUCCAGCUCUUACGUUGCUGGGACUCUGUCGCGGAGAGCAGUUCGAAGAUAUAUUUAGAAACGGAUAUGCAAGCCACGGCCCCAACUCUGACAACGCAAUAACUCACUGAAUUCAUUUAUUAGACGAAGAAACAUAUGCGCUCCAGAACCGUGCCGCUUUGCCGGUAAUGAAGCCAUCCGAAGAUGGAGGCUUUCAUGCGAAAGUACUAUGCCGAAUAUUGCGACGGUAUUGGGGAUCUGAGGCCUACUGGGUGGCUCCUUCGUUUGAUGCCUCGCGCAAGCCAGGUAGCCCCUAGUAAAUUCAGAAAAGUCAAUCUUGAUUCUUCUUGGAGACGGAGAUGGUAUGAGGAUAUUCUACCUUUAUGUCCUCUUCCCGCAUACAAGCAAUACGUAUGUAACGACGAUCAUGGAUUUUCUUAUCAGAGCUUGCCUGGUAAUGACCACAUACGUUUACUCGAGCUCAACCCAGCCGCAACUACCGAAGCGGUCAUUGAGUGUACGCUCACUACCCACCCGAUUCAGGAGCACCCACCAUACGAGGCCUUGUCCUACACCUGGGGAGCUCCACAACCGGAAUAUAUAAUCUCAUGCGAUAGGAAACCUUUGCCCAUUGGCGAAAACCUGUGGCGAGCUCUACACCGGCUCCGCCGCGAGAAUGAAGAGAGGGUUCUGUGGAUUGAUGCAGUUUGCAUCAACCAAGCAGACAAACAAGAGCAAGGCUCUCAGGUAUCGCUCAUGAAACAGAUAUACCAAGAAGCCGAUGGCGUUGUUGUAUGGCUUGGAGAUGAAACCAAGACUAGCCCUCUUGGAUUCGACCUCUUACAUCGCAUCGCCAACAGCCCGAAGGUUCUUCAUGCUGCUCAGAGCCAGAGGUCCAUCCUUGUAGAAGACAUGGCCGAGGCCGGUCUUCCCGCCCCUUACAGCCAAGACUGGAAAGCCAUCGAUGCCAUAUUCUGGCGCGCAUGGUAUUCUCGCGUGUGGAUUAUUCAAGAGAUCACACUGGCCCGCAGAGCAACUGUCAUAUGUGGAAGAGAGAAGUUGGCAUGGAAUGACCUAAUCAACGCCGCAAGCCUGCUCAACAAAAGCGGACUGAUCAUGCUAGUCGACGUGGAUCCUGCCCCCGCCCUCACAACAGCAGGAUACGCGAACGGGUACCAUGCCCAAAACAACAACAGCAGCAGCGGCAGCAACAGUGGGCUACCACUGCUCUCUCUCCUCGUAUGGACUCGCGCCAGCCAAGCCACACAGCGCGUCGACAAAGUAUACGGGCUCCUCGGCCUUUCACAAGACGCAAGCGCUCUCGGCAUACAGCCAGACUACACCAUCUCCGCCACAGAGCUCUACAUCAAGAUAGCAGUGCAGCACCUAAGCACUGGCAGCCUCGACGUCCUCAGCGCCGUCACAGACGAAUACUGGCGCACGCGCAGCAACCUCCCGACCUGGGUGCCAGACUGGAGCACGCAGACACGGGCCGCGCCAUACGCGUUCUACGGACAGCCAGUACGCGCACACGCCGCCGACACGCAAGCAGCAGAACUGCGCUUCUCGGGCGCUGACGACCGCGUGCUCCACGCCAGCGGCUACGUAGUGGACAGCGUAGCGCGCGUCUGCGAGCCGAACACUCCGGCCCGCAUCCGGCGGGACGACAGUCCGGCGCUGCGGCUCGGCGGGCGCCGCUUCUGGAGCCAGGUUUUGUCCGUGGCGGCGGUGCGGCGGGUGCGGCAAUGGGAGCGGGUCGCGCUGGGCCUGCGCAGCUACCCCACUGGCGAGCCCACAGAGGAAGUGUAUCAUCGCUCGCUGAUCGCGGGCCAGUUCUGCGAGGCGCCGCCCGACGUGCUAAAGGGGUUUUAUGACGCCUUCAUGCGCUACACCGCGCGCUAUCCCUUCGGCGAGGGGUUUAUCCUGUUUGGGGAGCGCGACCCUGAGCGCGCUGAGGGCUACGAGGCCGCUAUGGCGUAUUUUCUGGAUGUAGAUCGCGCGACGUUUGGCCGCGCGCUGUUUACUACGAAGUUGGGGUAUAUGGGCAUUGGACCGCGCUCGACGUGGCCCGGAGAUCGCGUCGCCGUGCUGUUGGGCGGCAGGACGCCGUAUGUGCUGCGCUCGGCGUGGGGCGGGAAGUUCAAGUUUGUGGGCGAGUGCUUCGUGCAUGGCUUGAUGCAGGGCGAGGCGGCGAGGAUGGGCAAACCAAAGGUCGAGGUCAAGAUUGUGUGACUGUUGCGGAUGCUCGUGAUAUAAGAUUUUAGCAGCUUGGUAGCCGUGUAUAACUCUCUUGGUUUACGGGACGCUGCUGUUUACCGGCCAAGGCAAUAAAGAUGGUAAUAUAAGCCUAGUUGGAGCAUAACAAGCUGCAGGUACCCGCAGGCGGAGGA